AUGGCCACACCUCCGAAAAAGAAAAAGACACUAAAAUCAUGGAAUGCUACAACUACAUCUGCAACCACAACAACGCCUCGCCAGACCACACAAACAACCAAGUGCUGGUGUCCAAAAACAAAAGACUGCCCCCUGCUGUUGCAGAUCUUAAAUCUUUGUGACCCUCCUGCUCAGUCAUGCACUUGUCCCCCUACUAUUACAUCUCCAACCACAACAACACCGCACCAGACCGCACAAGUCUCAACAAACACAACUACAACCCCGCCAUCAACCACUCCCCCACCAUCAACUACCUCUCCCCCAUUAACUACCCCCAAAACAUCAACUACUUCGCCACCAUCAACGACCUCCCCACCAUCAACUACCCCCCAACCAUCAACCACUCCCCCACCAUCAACUACUUCCCAACCAUCAACUACUCCCCCACCAUCAACUACCUCCCCACCAUCAACUACCCCCCAACCAUCAACUACUUCCCCACCAUCAACUACCUCCCCACCAUCAACUACCUCCCCACCAUCAACUACCCCCCAACCAUCAACUACUUCCCUACCAUCAACUACUCCCCAACCAUCAACUACUCCCCAACCAUCAACUACCUCCCCACCAUCAACUACCCCUCAACCAUCAACUACUUCCCUAUCAUCAACUACUCCCCCACCAUCAACUACCUCCCCACUAUCAACUACCUCCCCACCAUCAACUACCCCCCAACAAUCAACUACUUCCCUACCAUCAACUACUCCCCCACCAUCAACUACCUCCCCACCAUCAACUACCUCCCCAACACCAACUACCCCCCAACAAUCAACUACUUCCCUACCAUCAACUACUCCCCCACCAUCAACUACCUCCCCACCAUCAACUACCCCCCAACAAUCAACUACUUCCCUACCAUCAACUACUCCCCAACCAUCAACUACCUCCCCACCAUCAACUACCUCCCCACCAUCAACUACCCCCCAACAAUCAACUACUUCCCUACCAUCAACUACUCCCCCACCAUCAACUACCUCCCCACCAUCAACUACCUCCCCACCAUCAACUACCCCCCAACAAUCAACUACUUCCCUUCCAUCAACUACUCCCCAACCAUCAACUACCUCCCCACAAUCAACUACCCCUCAACCAUCAACUACUUCCCUAUCAUCAACUACUCCCCCACCAUCAACUACCUCCCCACCAUCAACUACCUCCCCACCAUCAACUACCCCCCAACAAUCAACUACUUCCCUACCAUCAACUACCUCCCCACCAUCAACGACUACAACUACAUCUGCAUCCACAACAACGCCUCGACAGACCACACAAACAACCAAGUGCUGGUGUCCUAAAGACUGCCCCCUACUAUUGCAGAUCUUAAAUCUCUGUGACCCUCCUAUUCAGUCAUGCACUUGUCCUCGUAACUACUACUAUAUCUCGAACCACAACACCACCACACCAGACCGCACGUGUCACUACAGAAGUCUCAACAAACACAACUACCCCCCUGCUAUCAACUACUCCCCCACCAUCAACUACCUCCCCACCAUCAACUACCCCCCUGCCAUCAACUUCCUCCUCACCAUCAACUACCUCCCCACCAUCAACUACCUUCCCACCAUCAACUACCUUCCCACCAUCAACUACCUCCCCACCAUCAACUACCUCCCCACUAUCAACUACCUCCCCACUAUCAACUACCUCCCCAUCAUCAACUACCUCCCCACCAUCAUCUACCCCCCCACCAUCAUCUACCCCACCACCAUCAACUACUUCCCCACCAUCUACUACCUCUUCCUCAUCAACUAUCCAUCAACUACCUCCCCACCAUCAACUACCUCCCCACUAUCAACUACCUUCCCACCAUCAUCUACACCCGCACCAUCAACUAUCCCCUCACCAUCAACUACCUCCCCACUAUCAACUACCUUCCCACCAUCAUCUACACCCGCACCAUCAACUAUCCCCUCACCAUCAACUACCUCCCCACCAUCAACUACUUCCCCACCAUUAACUACCUCCCCACUACCAACUACCUUCCUACAAUCAUCUACCCCCCCACCAUCACCAUCAAGUACCUCCCAACCAUCAACUACCUCCCCAUCAUCAGCUACCUCCCCACUAUCAACUACCUUCCCACCAUCAUCUACAACCGCACCAUCAACUAUUCCCUCACCAUCAACUACCUCCCCACCAUCAGCUACUUCCCCACCAUUAACUACCUCCACACCGUCAACUACCUCCCCACUGCCAACUACCUUCCUACAAUCAUCUACCUCCCCACCAUCAUCUAUCCCCCCACCAUCAACUACUUCCCCGCCAUCAACUACCUCCCCACCAUCAACUACCUCCCCACUAUCAACUACCUUCCCACCAUCAUCUACACACGCACCAUCAACUAUCCCCUCACCAUCAACUACUUCCUCACCAUCAACUACUUCCCCACCAUUAACUACCUCCCCACUACCAACUACCUUCCUACCAUCAUCUACCCCCCCACCAUCACCAUCAAGUACCUCCCAACCAUCAACUACCUCUCCAUCAUCAACUACCUCCCCACCAUCAACUACUUCCCCACCAUCCACUACCUCCUCACCAUCAACUACUCCCCUGCCAUCAACUACUCCCCCACUAUCAACCACCUACCCACCAUCAACUACCUCCCAACCAUCAACUACCUCCCCACCAUCAACUACCUCCCCACCAUCAUCUACCCCUCCACCAUCAACUACCUCCCCACCAUCAUCUACCCCUCCACCAUCAACUACUUCCCCACCAUCAACUACCCCCCAAUCAUCAACGAGGAUGACUACAGAAACCUCAACAACCAUUCCCCCAUCAUCUACAACUUCUUCUACAUCACAAAUGACAACUACAAAUAAUUCACCUGCGACUACAAAUUCUUCCAAACUUGGAUUCUACGGGUUUGGUUCACUCAUCUCUACUCAACUGUUUCUAGAGAACAAUAUGUCCAUUUUUCUCUGUAGUAUGGAACUCUACAGCCUUUGUGUGCUGACAGGAUACGAUAGUAUUGAGUAUUGCUCAGAUGUGUACAUCAAGCUUUCUUAUAUUUCAGUCAUAGAUCAUCAACUCUACACCAACUGGUGUAAUAUAUACUUCAUAGACUACACGAAGCUACUGCUUUUGUACAAGCUGCCACCACCUCCUUGGAGAAUACAAGUACACGGCAAACAACAGCCAUAA
Hyla sarda is the source of this 3186-nucleotide messenger RNA. Its product is annotated as mucin-2-like. Bases 1 to 3186 code for a protein of 1061 amino acids. The transcript has 16 exons. NCBI's taxonomy places the organism in Eukaryota, Metazoa, Chordata, Amphibia, Anura, Hylidae. The record is from RefSeq and is a predicted model, not a curated record.